GCUGCCGUGGGGCUGAGGCGGGGGUCGCUGGGGGGAGCUGGAGGUUGCCGGGGGGGGGCUUCUCGGCCCCUCACGGCCCCUCCUGCGGGACAGGGCGGGGGCUGCUCCCUCCCCUCCUGCCCCCCCCUCUCUAGCGCGGGGGCCCCAGGGCCUGUCCCGGGCCCGUCGGUGGGAGCCGGAGCCGGGAGGGGCUCGGCCGGGGCCUGCCCGGGGCCUGUCCGGUGUUAGCGCCUCACCCGGCUCGUGGGGGUCCUCGGGAAGUUGAGCGCUCCGGGGUUUUCCUUUCCUACAUGAAACGUGGUCAUGGCAGACCCGGAGUAUGUGCUUUGCAAGUGGAGGAAGCGUUUGUGGCCAGCGAAGGUUUUGUGCAAAAGUGGAGAUGCUGGAAAAUCAUCCAUCGCUAAUGCAGAGGAGGCUUCUCUGGAAGUCGAAAUACUUGGCUUAAAAGAAAAGGUUAGUGUGAACUCUGCAGAUGCAGUUCCACUGAAUGAGGAACGUAUAGAAGAUAUUGCCUCUAACUUAGGUGAAAAGACAGAUGCUAGUGAAGUUGUGGAUGAACUGAAAUAUCGAUGUGCUCUUAGAACUGCUCUGGAUUUUUUGAGUGACAAUGCAGCAGCCAGACAAGUGCCACAGUUUAGAGAGGGAGUGAGUCCUCUAUUAUCUGAGGCGAAUAAUAGGGGAUCUCUCUCAUCUACCCCCUUACGUAGCUGUCGGUCACUCUGUCACCUUAAAGAAAAGUUGGAGCCUGAGACUCCCAAGAAGAAAACAGAGAGAAAAAAUAGCCCCAACCUGAAGACUGAUAUAAGAAAACAAAACCAGAAAUGUUCUCUCCUUUUGGAGAAGAGGGCUAAAGCAAAUGAAAAUGGAACAAAGCCUUCAAAACAUAGUGCUGGGGACUUGUAUAAUACAUCAAACUCAAAUGGUCAAAAUUGCACAAUGCCAGAAUCACAAUCACUAUCGAGACAGAAAAGAGCCAAAUCCAGUUUGUCAACAAAGUCCCAAACAGAAAAUAAACUUGUGCUUAAGCCGAAGGAGGAAAAAAGUAAACAAGGACAAAGAAGACCAGGUGCAGGAUCACCUGUGCGACUUCCAAAUAACCUCCCCAAAGUUCAAGCACAGCCUCUUGCUGAGGACACUUCUCUGUCUGUGACCUGUAAGUCUUACACAGUGGCAAAUGUCAGAAGCAGGACAAACAGUAGGUGUCAACCUAAAAGGGUGUUACUGGAUUUAUCUUGUAAAAGUGCCUCUGACUUGGAGAAGAACAUCAGAAAUGAGAGCAAAAAUCUAGUAAAGCAAUUGGGUGGGGGAAAAAAAACAGCGAGUUCGAAGCAACUGAAAGAACAAGAGACCAGUGUACCCGUGUCCUCGUACAGAAAAAGGAAAUGCAGAAAUGGCCCUGAGCCUUCAUCCAGGCCUUCUCACCGUGGAAAGCUUUCUGAUGGUUUUCUCUCCCAGCCUGAAGAGGAGGAAAGCAAGGAUACUCCACGUGUGCCUGCGAGUAAAGUACAGGAGUUUCAGCUGUCUGACUUCAACGAAGAUGAAGGACUGGAAUCUUCUGACCUGCCUUCAGAGAUCUCUUUCACAGAGAAUCUCUCUCACCUCUCAGCUCUGGUAGAUGAAGACGAGGAGGAGGAUGAAGAACUCCCUAGUAUUCUAUCUCAUCAAGAGCCACAAUUGAUUGAGGAAGGGAUUUUGGUCUGGUGCAAAUGGCAAAGGCAUCCUUAUUGGCCAGCAGUGGUGAGAAAAGUGAAGCGGAAACACAGAAAGGCAAAUGUGCUGUUCAUAGAAGGGAAUGUAAAUGACAAGAAAAAAGGCUUCUCAGUAUCUCUUAAGAGUCUGAAGCACUUUGAUUGUGAAGAAAAGCAGGACCUCAUUGACCAAGCCAAAGAAGAACAUCGCCAAGAAAUUGAGUGGUGUAUUCAAUUGAUCUCUGAUUAUCGAAUUAGAGUAGGUUGUCAUUCUUUUACGGGAUCCUUCUUGGAAUAUUUUGCUGAUGAUAUCAGCUAUCCAGUUAGAAAGCAGUGUUAUCAAGGUUUAGUCCAAAUGACAUUUCCAAACAUAGCAGAAGAAAAUCUCGAAGAGUCUUUAUCAGAAACUUCACCUCAGAAGCCUUCUAAGAAACUUCUUCCUGACAGAACAAGGGCCGCCAGAGAUAAAGCAAAUAAAAAGAUAGUGGAGUUUAUAGUGAAGACUAAGGGGGCAGAAGAGCAUCUCUUGGCUAUUUUGAAAAGCAGAAAACAGUCUCGGUGGAUGAAGGAAUUCCUGAAUUCAAGUCAGUAUGUGACCUGCAUUGAAACUUAUUUAGAGGAUGAAGAACAACUGGACCUAGUAGUAAACUACCUGAAGGAAGUAUAUCAUGAAAUAGACACCGAAAAUCUCCGUCAAAUAAAUGGAGAUAGAAUAAAAUUUAUUUCGGAUGUUCUUUUGCCUGAAGCCAUAAUUUAUGCGAUUUCUGCUGUGGACGACAUAGACUACAAAAAAGCAGAAGAGAAAUACAUAAAAGGACCAUCUGUGAGCAAAAGGGAGAGAGAGAAAUUUGAUGAAGAAAUUCUGGAAAGAAAGAAGUUGAAGACCGAAUUGGAAUCUGCAGACAGCCUAUAAAAAGGGUGGUACAAACUUUCACGUGUUGCACUGGCACUGUAUAUAUUGGAGAAGUGAUUAUUUGUAUUAAAAUCAUUCUUGCUUUUUAAAGUCUGUGUAGAUAUCUUUAAAAUGUGAUCGUUACAAUGCUGCAUUACUGUCGGAUGUGGUUGUAUCUUCAGUCCUUGCUGCCGCCUCUGUGUACUGGAGCUGUGAGCUGCUUCCCUUUGUCCCGCCGUGUUGAACUGCCUGCAAGAGGUGAUGCAAACUGCAGUAAUCCUGCAGGUGUGCUGCCAAUCUGUCCUCAUCCAGCCAGUGCACUUAACGUGGGAUUUACAGGAACACAGCAAGUGUUUUGGAGAGCUGCUCGAUGCAGCUGUUUAAGUCUUGUGUGAAUUACUGACCAAAUUUCUGACAAAGGAAGGGCUAUUGUCCUCAGAAAAAUAUGUACUGAUAAUUUAUGUAGCCUUGUAUUAUUGUCUGGUGACUUUGCUGCUACCUGAAUAUGCACAGGUUUUCUGCCCAGAAGUGUUUUGGACAGUUUUUUUUUGUCUUAAAGGUGUGGGAAAUAAAAUUGGUACCUACUCGUGCAAUCCAAUUCACAAUGGCUUUGUUCCUGUUGAUAGAACGACUGCAACAUUCAGCAGAAAAGGAAUCUAGUGUUUGUUUGAAAAGAAAAAGCCUUUGCUUUUCCAUUUUUUAAAAGUGAAUCUAUUUUGAAUGCUAUUUUAAAAAUGUUUGAUUGUCAGUGAUUUUUCAGGAACACUUUUAACUGUUUUUAUCUGAUUUAAAUAUCAAGUUUAAUCAGGCGUUGUUACCUCCCUCAGCUUUUGCUGAAAUUCUGACAGACCUUUAGCAUAAUUGAUAACUAUUUAGUGAUGGAAGCUCAGUGAUCAUUAUUUUUGUGUAUUACAGUCAAAGGGUGAUAUAGUUGUCCAGUAAAAAAAAAAAAACAACAGGGGAAUUUAAAUGUGAAAUUGGAUAGUGAUAUAUAUUCUGGCCACAGUAAUUAUCUGAAUAUAUUUUAAUUACUUUGAAUUACAUGGUACUCUGAGACUGAAUAUGCACUUGCAAUCCUUGUGUUUGCAUAGCAAAGUGACAUUUGCAAGUACUGAAAUCAUGUAAUAAAUACUGAGAUGGGCUUUAUUUCAGUUUUCAUUAGAACGUGUGAUAGGGGGUAAUGCAUCUUUUGUACAUGUGAUAGCCCAAAGCAGUUACAGAAUUAACUCUAGAGGUGAGUGAUACCUGCGAGCAGAGUUGUGUCAUCUACAGCUGCUUCAGGCUGCGUGAGCUUCUUCCCCGGGGAAAAAAAAAAAUGCUGCAGCAAAUACCCGUCCUGCAGGCACUGUUUGUUGGGGGUUCAAAGAAAUCAAACUGGCCUCAGGCUCCUUCUUCUUCAUAACAUCCCCAAAGUACUGUUAAGAUCCUUUUUCAAACCGCUGCACGGAAAUAAACUUCUGCCCCCCUUGCCUUUACCUAAAUCUUCACUUUUCAUAACAUCCAUCUCAAUCUUAGCUGGAUGUUUAAAAUGAGAACUCGUCUGUGUCAAAUCAAAUUGCAUUCUUCUGAAGGACAGCUAGGAGUGUCCAUAGAGUUUAAGCACUUUAAAAUGUUUACAUCUUUAAGAACACUUAACAUCUUGGCAUUGCUUAUACUACUUUAACUAUUCAUAGAUGGAGACCAAAUUCACUCUUGCAAUGUACAGUAUUAUGUGGUCUUAAUUAACAGUGGUGGAAUAAAGAAGUGAAUCC
Messenger RNA from Cygnus olor (mute swan), 4331 nucleotides. It is a transcript of the gene PWWP3A, whose product is annotated as PWWP domain containing 3A, DNA repair factor. The transcript is spliced from 14 exons. Bases 304 to 2601 code for a protein of 765 amino acids. The record is from RefSeq and is a predicted model, not a curated record. Lineage: Eukaryota; Metazoa; Chordata; Aves; Anseriformes; Anatidae.